GCGCCCUCUGCCUUUUUCCAAGUCCUCGGCGAUUCCGAAAAUGGCAGCCUCCAGGGCUUUUCGCACAUUUUCUGUUGCAAAAAUAUUUGACUGCCGUUUUUUCCCCCUAACUAAUAUUUUGUCAAAGUGUCACAUAUCCGAAAAUACUACCUUUACGCCUUCAAGACUUCAGUGCAGCUGUACUCAGAGCAGAUGUACAGCGAUAAAUAGAUGGUCAAGUCAGUCUACACUUCCACUGGCUGUCCCACAGCGGCUUCUUUUCAGACAUGCAACCAUCGUGUUAGGUAAAACUGACCAAUCAAAGGACUUUCAUACGAGCUGCUCUCGCCUUGGACUGGAGGAGUUCUUUGAUGAUCCAAAAACAUAUGGAGAGCCUGAUGUCAAAUCAGGCAGACCAUGGAGUGCUGAUGAACUAAGGUUGAAAGAUAAUGCAACACUGCACAAAUUAUGGUAUGUUCUGCUGAAGGAGAGUAACAUGCUACUGACCAUGGAAGCAGAGGCAGAGAGACAAGACAAGAGGAUGCCUGGCUCAGAUAGACACAGCAAGGUGAAGCGAUCGAUGAGGAAUUUGCAGCAGGUGAUGCAGGAGAGAAACGAAGUGUUGACUGAGUUGAGGACGGGCGGUCCAGAGGAACAUCCAGCCAAGAUGGUGUACACGCCGUUUGGAUACCUGCGAUACAUCAAACCAAAAGAGCAUUAUGUGCCCAUGUAUGCCAACAAAACGUAUCACCGGAAGCGGUACCGCUACAAACCGUUUGUCAAGAAGUACUUGAAUCUAUGGAUGGAAAAAGAGAAUGACAAACGACGGAAGGAGAAACGACAACGCAAGAAUCAGAUCAAGAAACUAAAAGAGAGGUACCCUGACGCUGAUGUGUGGCAGAAUUGAUAACUGUCUGCUCUGGGCAGAAACUAUAAUGCGCACAAUGUGACUGACUCCAUAGUACCAUACGUGACUGCAAGAACUGCAUUGUGCAAGUCAGUCCUCAGGUGUUGAUACAAAUUGGCCUCUUAACCUAUGCACAAAACUACUGGAUAGAUUGUACUCCGACUUUGCCAAUGUCUACAUGUAGGAUUACAGUUGUGCAAUGUCCAAGUGCCCAACAUGACCAUUGAUCAACAUGUUAGACUGUAAAUAUUGUAGUUAACAAAGAAGGUUUCUAAGUGUAGAUCAGAUUUGGAAGAAUCCACACUCCAAAUAUGUUGUCUGUUCUUGGGAAUCUGUUGUUGGAAAACAGGCCAAUAAUGAGAAAUUGGGACUUUAUUUUGCACAUGAAGCCAACCAUUUUCAGUGUAAUGUUUGCCCUUGUGCUCGGGUAUUCACAUGCAGACAUGGUACAACCUUAAAGGCCAGUUUAUAGUUGGUCACACGAUGGGCAAGCGACUUGCAUAUACUUGUGGUUUAUAGUUGGCACUGAAGGACCUUGGCAACGUCAGUACAAAGUUGAAUAAUUGAACUUUGACAUGGUCACUGACCUCACUGUUCAUCAUUGGAUUGAUUAUUUGACCAACAAUUUGAAUCUGAGGGGUACCCCUUCACACACUCUAGACUAUUCCUACCUAACACAUGCCCCUAGAUAUCUCACACUAAUUCCUGAGAUUCAGGGAACACAAUGACCGAGUUCUGUCACAUAUCUUGCUUCAAAUAGGACAGUAGGAUUGCUUGACUUGUAUGAAUAAUGAAUACGCAAAUAAAAUUCAUGAAAAGCAUUCCGUUGAAAUAUUCCAGUCAAUAAAAUGUGAGAGCAACUUUCUAGCAGAUGCUGAAGGAUGAAAAAUUAGGAAUGGGCAUGAAACAUCAGCUUUUUAUGUAUUUACCCUAAAUAUUUACUUCUGUAUUAAGCGAAGGAUGAAAAGAAUGUUCAGAAAUUGCAUGACAAAUGUUUCUAUUGAGACCAACAACAUGAAAUGAAGAAAACUCUUUGAUUUGUUGUGCAUUCAUAAAUCAUUACUGUCAUCUUUAUUUGUGAAUAAAACACCCCCAUUAUAAAA
Molecule: messenger RNA, 1989 nt
Organism: Patiria miniata (bat star)
Lineage: Eukaryota; Metazoa; Echinodermata; Asteroidea; Valvatida; Asterinidae
Gene: mrpl47
Product: 39S ribosomal protein L47, mitochondrial-like
Exons: 6
Coding region: 41-886 (281 amino acids)
Biological process (GO): mitochondrial translation
Cellular component (GO): mitochondrial ribosome; mitochondrial large ribosomal subunit
Molecular function (GO): structural constituent of ribosome
Source: RefSeq, a predicted model, not a curated record